AAGAGUCGCAUUCCGUUAUACACCUCGUUGAUUGGUCGCCGCCGCCGUUGAGCCUUCACAGGCUUCGAAACGAAACAGUGUAAAAGUUAUUUUAGAAAGUUGGUUGUGUAAAGUGUGCUCAAGAAAUUAAAUAUUUGCCAAAAUGAGAACAGUAUAGGGCAAGAAAAUGUCUCGAUUCGCUUGCUUCUUGGCCUUGGCUGGCGCCGCUUCAGCGCAACUCACGUUGGACGGUAUCAGGUGCGGCCAGCUCACAUGCCAGCUGGAGGAGUACUGCUCCCCGGAGACCAACCGCUGUGCGCCAUGCAGCAUCGUCUGCAACACAACUCACCAUAACCACGACUCUGGACUUUGCGUCAAGGAAUGUCAAGGGUACUUGCUUGACUUGAGAUAUCAGCGCAAAUCACAAGAGACCGGCCCUCCUUCAGACAUAUCUAGUGUGCAGCGGCAAGCUCAGACUGCGUUGAUAAUAAGUUGCGUCGCUCUCGCCGUGUUGUUGAUCGUCUUGAUCAUCGUGUGUCGAGGGAGGCUAUCGUGGCGUUACAUCAAACAAAAACUACAACCGUCGAAGAAUCGUGUCAAGCAACAGCCGACUGAUCUGACUCAUUACAAUCCGCACGCCGAAAUGCCAAAGCCGAAGCCUGAGCUUAAAUUGGAAAUACGAAAUCCCGACCCACCGAAACGUCAAAACCAACAGCCGCUCAACGCCAAGGACCUAGACACUAGAACACAGACAGAAAAGAGCCAAGGUGCUACGACUCCAAAAACUAUAAGCACUGCACUGAGUAACCGACACCCGGCAGAAGACACUACGUUAGAUUUUUCAUACGAUAAUAUGGGAAUGAAUGUAACCCCUCCCGAACAAGCGGCCGGACAUAGAUUUUAAGACGCUUGUGAGUAAAAUUGAUAUGUUAAUAUACUACCACAUUAAAAUAAAUAUAAGAAUCGACUAGUAUAGUGAUUUGAAGUAUUUUCGCCAUUAUGGUCUGAUGGUCAAAACGUGAUUGUAGUAUCUAUAAAACGCGUAUAAAAAGUCAAAAAACAUAGUUCGCAAAGUUUUUAAUUAAAUAUAAUAUUGAUUGAGUGGUAGGUAAUAAAUAUUCAAAUAAUAUGCUUCUAAUACGCCUUCAGUAAUAAGAUUGGAAAAACAAUAACGACCGUAUACCUACAUUUUUUUUGGUCAUUUAUUUUCUACGUUAAAAAUUAUUAUUAAGUAUAAACUUGUUGAUAGGAUGGUGAUUUCUCGAAGAUAUUUUACAAAAGUAUCGUUUAGAUAAGUAUUUUAUGAAUUCUUUUGGUUGCGGAAAUAUUUUUCUCAAGGGCCAGCACAAAAUGAGAGGCACACUUUUGUAAAGAUAUCUCCCAUUUUGUUAUAUUAAAUAAAACAAUUUUCUUAUAACUUGUAUUAAAUAUUUAAUCAAAAUAAUUUAAUGUACACGAAAUCACACGUAUGAUAAGUCUAUAUGAAACAUACAAAGUUAUGUUAACCAUAGCACAUAUUAUGUACGCGAGUCGCUCUGUCCACUGUGGCUCUAACAAUGGAAUCUACUUAACUCAUUAGCACAAUUACAGAACUCAGUUCAAUACCUACAUAACAAUAAGAUAUCAAUUAUCAAACUACCAAGCUACUUGAGGAUAAUUAAUUAACAUUGUUAUCACUAAGAAUCAUAAUAGGAAAUUGAGUUAUCAUUACACAAUGCAUAAGCUAUUAUUUGGCUUAAUUUAUCUUACUUACUUCUAAAGUGUGGUAAAUUAAUUCAAUGUAAUUUUAAUUAGUAACAGUAACUUGUUUAUUAGUAAUAGUAAUUUGUAGUUUUCUAACUAAAUAUUAUAUAACUAUUAAUAUUUUUAAGAGAUAAAGUUAGAUAAUUUGUGAGGUUUUGUGAAGAUAAUGUAUAUUAAGCGAGUAAAAGCGCGGGGGUCUGCUAAUUAUUAAUAUUAGGUAGUUUCGCAUAUUUUGUCAGCUAGAAUUACCCGGAUUCGUUAAAAUUCUACAAGAUUUAUUAAUUAAAGCAUAGGUUACAUGUUAUAUACGUAAUAAUUAUGUAAUUACAUUUUAUAUCCAAAUAUUAACUUUCAUGCUUAUACCGAACACAUUAUAAAUGAUAAUUAUAUUAUUAUUGAUCAGUGAUCUUAAAUUAUUAGAUAUGGCACUAGCACGACGAAACUGAGGCGAAUAAAGUACCCAAUUGACUUCAUUUCAUUAUUAGUCGCAUAGUAAAGAACGAAUGUUAUUUGAGUAACAAAAUUACAAUAUCUACAAUGCCGAGUUGUCUGUUCAGGAAGUGUAAAAACUAUGUAUAGAAAAUAGUCCUCAACACCCUGUAUAUAUACAUAAAUAUAUAAUGAAAGUAAACACAAAAUUUAGCAUGUGUGCGCCCAGUGGAGUAGCUAACACUUUAUAAGCCUUUGGAACACUUUUUGAGGUGAUUUUAUAGGCACGUAACGUAUCUAAUAGUAUAAUACCAUUGCUUACGAUUGUAUUAUCUAACUAGAUUUAGUAUUAUAUAAAACGAAAUCCUGCGACUGAUUUCAUACGUUUCAUCGAGUUGAAGAAAUUAAUAAAUAAACAUUUUUAGAUAUUCAAUGCACCAGCACCACUAUUGGUCAAUUAAUUUAACUACAUAUUUUGCUGUGUAUAUUAAUGAUUAAAAUUAACAAUUGUUAAACUUAAUGGAAAAUAAAAAAGAAUAUUGUACAGGUAUACAAUUUAUACAAAAAGUCUCAAGUCUUAUAAAAAUGUUUAACGUAAGUUAAUGUUAAAUUAUAAUCAGAUUUAUACACUUAAUUAAUUUAUCUAUAAGAGAACGUGUUAUUGAUUAGGAAUAACUUGAAUAAACUUUACAGCGUGGCUGAGUUUUCUUUAAUUUUAAUGAAUAAUUGUGUUUGUUCUUGUUGUACUGUUGCUAUUCAUACAUCAAAAGCUUAUCCCUUUUAUAAGUUAUAAUUUAAAAAAUAUUUAGAAUAGGUAGGUAUGUAUUUUGGUUCCAAUUACACUGUUUAAUUUAUUAUUUAUUUAUCAAAAAUACAUAGUUAACGAUAAAAGGUAAAUUGUGCGGAUAACCACAAAAAUCACAACGAUUUGACGUUGGUCCAUCUGCAUUUAAAUUUAAAAAACAACUUUUAAUUUAUAAUAUAUUGUAUAAGGUCACAACUUCAUUAAUACACUAAAUUAAAUUAGGCAAGGACUUAUUAAUAUCUUACUCGUCUGUCAUAUUCAUACUUUUUUUUUCUUUAUAAUUAUGUACGAAUGAUAAUUUGUAAAAGCUCUUUAAAGUCCAUUUGUUGGGCGGCAAAACAAUAAUUCAUACUUAUUAACUUAUGUAAAAUACCGUUUCAAUUUUCUUUUAAUAAUAAAAUGUUAAAAUACAUAAUUAUUAUAUUAAAAUUGCCUUUCCAGUUCGAAGCUUUUGGCUUUCUGGUUUAAGCCGGCUAAGCCGAUUAAUGGAGCUCCGAUAUAAAAUUAUUUGGAAAAUGUUUUUGAAAUAUCUCUUACUAUUGCGGUGUUACGAAUAAACAUAAGUAAGUGAAGUGUAAUACUUUAUAAGCUUCUUACGCAUGUUAUAUUUAUUAACACGUAUUUUAGGUUUAUGUAUCAUCGGUGUUGAGAAGUAUUUGUAAAAGAAAUUGAUUAUGAAUAGCAAUCAAAUUAAAUUGUAUCUAUAAAGCCGGAUUUAUAUUUUUCUGACGUGUCGUGUCGUGACGCGUCAGAACAGAAUCGGUAUCAUACAUUUUGUAUGGUAACGUUUACACUUAUGUGUUGUGACAUGUCGUGAUGGCUUCUGAUGCGUCAUAUACAUAAUGUAUGAAACUGAUUCUGUUCUAUGUGCCUAGUGGGAGUUUUCAAUAUUUUCAUACUGUUACUAUCACGUUGACGUAAACGCAAAUUUAUAUGGAAUUGAAACAGUUGUGCAGUAGUGCCACUAGAUGGCGGUGUUUCAAUUCCUUAGAUAUUCGCGUUUACGUUACGUGACAGUAACAGUAUCAAACUGCCACUAGGCCCUCUGAUGUGUUACAACACGACACUUCAGAGAAAUGUAAAUCCUCCUUAAAUGUUUAAUUUUCAUGUUAACGCUUUAAUUUUUGUUUUUGUCUUUUGUUUUUGUGUUUGAAUGUACAUUAAAUUGUAUCUUGUAUUGUAGCUUUGGUAUUGUAUUGUAUUGUAGCUUUAGUAUGUUACGGCUUAGAAUAGGAUCUGUAUCUAGUAUCAACGUCGAGCUGCUUUAAGCAAUCGACAUGUGUGCAAGUAUGUCUGACCACUUACUCGUGCUUAAUUAUAAAUGAAAGUAGGGGAAGAUAUAGAUUAGAUUUAUACAAAACGUAUUAAAUUCUAAGUGUACAUUUUAUUAUGUGCUGUGUAUCUAAACUGAUGAAAUAACUUUAAACCGAUAUGCAUAGCCAGACAUACCCUAUUUUAUGAAGAUUGAAAUUUUAUUAGCGCAUGCCUUUGUUGCUUGAGGGUCUGGAUCCUUGAAAUCUUCCAAAGCAAGUCCAGUACAAACUCCAUAAUUGGAUACAUACCUAGGAGCAUAGAAUGACAUAAUUUCAGCCAUCAAAAAAUGAUGUAUUGUCUGGCUAUAGCAAGAUCUCGGCCCACUUCUAUAGAUUGCUUUAUUCGUAACAGUAGAUUUCUAAGAGACAUUCUAUGUUGCAAUCUACUAACAAAGAGCGCAACAUACUUUUAUGGUGCGAGAUCAACAUAUCCAUAUUUUGCUUCCGUCUUUACUUAUGUACCUUUAGCAACUUGUCUUGGAAUCAUGUUACUUAUUUUAUAUGUUUAUUGUCAAUGUUAAUGGCCUCAAACUCAAAAGAUUAGCUUUUCCAUUGUUAGCUUCAAAAAAGCCUAUAUAAGUUUAUAAUAGUUUAAAAGAAAAAAUAUCUUACUGCACUUUUGAAACGUCAAGGUUGACUAUUUGUAAAGACUCUACCUCCGGUUCGGAAAGCAGGUUCAAUUGAGAAGAGCCGGUAAGAAAGUCAACAGUUGUAACAUACAGUAUAAUUUACUUUCAUAUACCUACUUAUGUUUGCAAGUUACAGCAGGUAAGGGCAAAUGCAAUUUAAUCUCGUGCGCGAUAGCACAGAUUCUCAGAAUAGAUACCAAUUUCGUUGUCGAUACCAAUUACGUAAUUGCAUAGGUAGUUAGGAUUGUGCUGGAUUUCUAGUAUUCUCCAGCCGCUACGACAUAUUAUCAUUAUCUCGAAGGAAAUCUAAGAAUUCUUGAUUCUAAAGUAAAUACGAGUUAUAGGAAUUAUAUAUGAUUUCAUAUAAUUGUAAAGCGGAUAUCGAUUAAGAGAAAAACAGUAUGUCAGAGCCCUUGACUUUUGAAGAAUUAUUUAUUGCUCUGUUUUCUUACUUCCAUCAAAAAUUUUGUCUGAGUAAUGGUGAGCGUUCAUUACGAAAAAGCUUACUGUUUUUGGCUUUGUCUAUAAAUAAAAAUAAUCUUUCGAAGAUUGUUGACAUAUACCUAACUUUGAAAUGAAUAACUGCUAUUUCAUCCCAAUUUGAGCAUGCUUGCAAAAUAAUACCAUCAUAAUAUCAAAAGUAAAAUGUAUCGGCUUUUUUUUGAUUAUAAGUACUCGAAUUCUCAACCUCUAAUAUUAUCAAUUUUAUUACACUCGCACCUAGCCGCCAGAGUAAUGAAUUUUUAAACUUCAAAUUACUAUAUCUUAAACGAAUUAAAAUCGUUUAUUUACUUUAUUGGAAGACUCUGCUUAUCCAAUUUUAUUACUAUGAACUAUCUACGUUAUAUAAUAUGUAAAUAUUUAAACUAUUUUUUAAAGUUAUUAAGUAAGUAUAACUAAUCUACGACAGUCCAUACAAAACAUUCCAAUUAGUGUAGAUAAGAGAGUUAAAAUUAAGAAUUUAAUUAAAAUAGGAUUAAGAAAGAUUUAGAAAAUCUUAUUAGGCUAACUGUAAUAUCUGCUUUGAUAGUUCUGUUAGGGUAUUGUUAAUUUGGAGCAUUCUUAUUUUAAGAGUAUAAAAUACUUAUAAUAAUAAUAUGCUCCCGACCGACUUUUCGGUCACGGCGGCUAAUCUCAUGGUGAGAUUAACCAUGUACGCAGGAGAUAUUAUAGUGCACAAGUGUGUGCGCAAGCACAGGUGCACUCUCUCUUCCCUCACUCUCGAAAUCCGAUGGGACGGCAGACCGACACGACCGGUGAGAGAUCAGGCGCAGGACCGACGGCUUUACGUGCUCUCCGAGGCACGGGGGUGUACUAACACCGCCAACUUCCCAACUCCAGGCUGCUAUUAAGAUUUUCCUUGUAAGAAAAAUCCCAAUAACCUAUGUUGUAUAUUAAUUAUAUGAAUUACAAUGACAUCCGAAUUGUUGUGUCGAGACGCAUUUGUCCGUGUUUGUCGUAAUUACUAAAAUACAUGCAGGUUAAACUCGUUGGAAGUGGUUGAUUGAAUGUAUCUGAAUGACAAAUAUUAGUGAGCUUUGAGUUGUUCUUACUGUCAAAGUUUGCACUCGAUUUGUUUACCCUGACUUGACUGAGACUGAGUCAGAAAAUCUAUCAGUAGGUAUAAUACGAUGAUACAAAUCUCAAAAUUAUUUUUGCAAAUAUAUCGAAAUCUUGAAUCUUGAGCAUCUAUAUAAUUGCAUAUUUGAUUGUUUAUUAAUAAGUAAAUAAAAUUAAAUAUUGGAUACCUACAACUUUGCUCCCGGAGUAAUAUUUCAAACUUCGAAGAUAAUUAUUAUUAAAAACUAUCUAUUUAUUCGGUUUUUAUGAAAUGUAUAUAUCUGGCUACUAAUUUUCCAUUAAUUGGUAAUGUUCUACCGAGAACUGUGGUGUCACCAAAUUCAGGGCAACAGCCGAAAACUAGCGCUGCGUGCUCCAGCAUUUGCUUGGUGUGCAUAAAGCUUAGCACCGAGUAUUUUUUUAUACACCCACGACGCUACGGAGAGGGAAGGUAUAUGUGGUGUGAGAGGUUGUUCGUACAAACCAAUGUCGCCACUUUUCUACAAAACUACUAGUCCGACUUUGAUGUUAUAAUAUGAAUAAUAGAUAAUAUUAAAUGUCUUUAUUUCGACGACUACUCACCGCUUACACCAUUUAUUAUUUACGAGCCAAGUUGUACACCUUCAUAACUAACGUAAAAUUUUAAAAUAAUAUUCAAAACAGUCCAAGAUUUAUAAUAAAUAAAACAAAAUCUGUUAUUAAUUAUUAGCUUAUUAUCUAUGUUGGUACGAGGUACAAAAUACUAAUACUAAAUCUAAAAUUAAUUUGAAUAUCUGACCCUACUUACUGAUGCACCGUGCCUCAAUAUGUGGCAGUUGAAUUGUCAACAACCACCCUCAGGAGGGUGUGGGUGCUCCCCCUUACCCUGUUCGUCAGCGAUGUAAUUCGUUUGCGUAUGACUGUAGAAGAUCUGUCUAUUCCUCCAUACGCAAACAUAACUGAGAUAGCUUAAAAUACUAUUCAUACAAAAGAUACAACGUUUUAACUUCAAUGAUAGUUUCAUCUUUGGAGGCAACAUCAUCUGAUUAUUAAAACAACUUAUUGAAAUAUGAUUUCAAUGUCGGAACUGAAAAGUAAAAAUCUAGGAAUUAGCGGCCUUUAACCCUUCUUUUGAAAAUUAUGUAACGUCCGUAGUUUUUUGACCCGAUCUGUGAUUUAUUCAUAAAAACACAAUAUUAUAAUUAGUUCGAGCACUGGGAAUGGGCAUUUCAAAUAUAAAAUCAUAAUUAUCAUCAGUCAUAUUUUACAGAAAUUUAAACAUUGUUAACUAGAGUGAAAAUAAUUAAAUUACUAAUAAUAAAAUCAGAUUAUCGUAUAUUGACGAUUAUACAGCAUGUUAUUUUGGAAGUAACCAGUGAUGCGUUAACUUAAAUCGAGGUUAAAAUUGAAUGUAGGUAUUACAUUUUUUUGUGUAUGGUGUAAUUGCCGAGUUGUUUAUUUGAAGAUUGAUUUAGGUAAUUUUUUUUUUAUACAGCGUGAUUUUUCGAAAUAUUGAAUAUAAUGUCUAUAUAUUAUAUAAAUGAAUCCAUAUACCCUUUGGUCACGCCAUCACACGUGAACGGCUAGAGCGGUUUCACUAUUUUUUUAUGUCUUUGUUAUUGUCAGAAGAAGGUUCUUAUGACAGAAAAAAAUAAUAAAUUAAAGGGGUAGGGUACGGGUAGGAUAGGGGUAUGGUAGGGGUAGGGUACGGGUAGGAUAGGGGUAUGGUAGGGGUAGGGUACGGGUAGGAUAGGGGUAUGGUAGGGGUAGGGUAGGGGUCGGGUAAGUUAGGGGUGGGGUAUUGGUAGUUGAAAGUUUACAUCGAGUUUCACGCGGACAAAGACGCGGGCGUCCGGUAGUAAUAUAAUAAAAAAUAAAAUAAGUAUCGGUCUACCGCGGUGAAAGAUUAAAAACAAGAUUUCUUGAAGUUAUGUCUUAUAUCAUCAAGCGAAAAUUAAUAUUUUUUUUUAAUAAUGUAGGUAGGUUAUUAAUAUUUUUAUUUACGAGUAUUAUUAUAUAUCUUGAUGUAAGUUAUAGUUUAAUUAUAUCUGCGGCAACAGUAUACUUAAAAAGCUUUAGAAAUGCAUUUUGCGUAUUAUUUUUUCAUAUUAUUAAUUUUAGUAAUUUAAUUAAUUUUCUAAAUAUCAUAGAUCUGAGUAAUGCGUUUGACGAUUUCUUAGAUAAAGUUUUCCUUAAUAUGCAAAUAUUUUACUUUAUUCAGCUUUAACAGCUGGCCUAUUCCCAUAAUUUGGUCUUUAUUAUCAACCUAUUAAAAUAAAAUAAUAUAAGUGAAGCCGGAUUUAUAUUUGUCUGACGUGUCGUGUUGAGCACAGAAUCGGUGUCCAUACAUUUUGUUUGCGGACCAUCACAAGCCAUCACGAAAUGUCACAACACCUAUUGUAAACGUUGCCAUAUAAAAUCCAUGAUACCGAUUCUGUUCUGAUGCAUUGCAACACGACACAUCAGAUAAAUAGAAAUUACUGAAAUAUAAUAUUCGUUCGACUAUAAUAUUUAUAUAAUAACAAUAAAAAAAAUGUUUGUAUUGACGAAAAAAGCGCAUUAUAGUUAAUUUGCAUGCAUUAAAAAUAAAUACGUUUAUGAUAAUGAUUAAAAGAGUUUAGGCACUUUAGGUUUAAAUCUUAACAACCAUCUUAUUAUAUAUUAAUAAUAAUAACAGUAGGUAAUUGUAGACAUAAAUUUUAGAACUGUAGUCAUUGUACAUAACGUGAGCCCUCAGGUGAUCCGUCCAAUUCAUAUAGUUGUAAAAUGUAUAAGAAUUUGUAUUAAUAAUUAUUAGAAUUAAUAUAAUUAAACCUAGUGUAACAUUCUAAUAUAUAAAAUUGCGAAUUUUGAUAUAAUUAAAUUUUAUAAAUUUUGACUUGUGGUUCAGUUCAAACGAAUUUUAUUGUUGAUACACAAAGAAUUUUGAAUUUAAUAUUAGUAAUUGUUACUGUAAAUUAGAUAAAAUAAAAUAAAUAUAAUACA
Messenger RNA from Bicyclus anynana (squinting bush brown), 9422 nucleotides. It is a transcript of the gene grnd, whose product is annotated as protein grindelwald. The transcript has 5 exons. The coding region runs from base 167 to 883 and encodes 238 amino acids. The record is from RefSeq and is a predicted model, not a curated record. NCBI's taxonomy places the organism in Eukaryota, Metazoa, Arthropoda, Insecta, Lepidoptera, Nymphalidae.